Molecule: messenger RNA, 1431 nt
Organism: Hansenula ciferrii
Lineage: Eukaryota; Fungi; Ascomycota; Saccharomycetes; Phaffomycetales; Wickerhamomycetaceae
Gene: FMO3
Product: dimethylaniline monooxygenase
Exons: 1
Coding region: 1-1431 (476 amino acids)
Molecular function (GO): flavin adenine dinucleotide binding; NADP binding; N,N-dimethylaniline monooxygenase activity
Source: RefSeq, a predicted model, not a curated record
AUGACUAUUAAGAAGAUUCGAUCAGUUGGUAUAAUUGGUGGUGGACCAAGUGGUGCAAUCUCAUUAGAUUCAUUAAUUAAAGAAUCGACAUUUGACAAGAUAGUACUUUUUGAAAGGAAAGAUAAUUUUGGUGGAACAUGGAGAGCUGAUGAGCCUAAACAAGAUAUCAAAGUCAAACCAGGGUCAACUCCUCAAGAAGUCGAUCCUCCAAUCCCUCUUCCCCAAGAGUUUGAGAAUGCUGAUGAAGAAUUAAAAGUGGAAAUUGCUGAAAGAGUUCCAAGAUGGGAUGAAUCGCCUGCAACUUAUAGAUCGUUAAGAACCAAUGUUCCUGAGAGGAUAAUGACUUUUUCUGAUGAUAAAAAAUUUCCAUGGUUAGACCAACCUAAUCAAGAUGAGUUAACAACAAGGGAAUCUGUUGAGAAAUAUAUUAUAAACUAUAUUGAAAGAUUAUCAACAAACCCUUCCUCAAAUGUGGAAAUUUUUAAAAAUACCCAUGUUGAAAGGAUUUUAAAGAAGGGUGAACAAUGGGAAGUCGUUAUUAGAAGUGAAGUUGGAAACUUAGAUAUUUGGAAGAAAUUAUUUUUUGAUUCCAUUAUUAUAGCUACAGGUCAUUAUAACGUUCCACAAAUUCCUAACGUUGAAGGUAUAAAUGAAUUUAUUCUUUCUGGAAGAGGUCAAGUGCUACAUUCAAAGGGGCUUAUUGUGAAUUCAAAAUUUCAGAAUAAGAAGGUUAUAGUUAUAGGCUCAAGAUCUUCUGCAUCAGAUACAGUUCGUGAAUUGAAAACUUUUACAAAUGAUAUUAUAUGGUCAGUUAAAGAUACAUCAACUACUUUCUUUGCAGGUCAUAAAUUAUCCCGAACCCCAGAAACUUUAAGAAAACCACCAAUUUCAAAAUAUGUUGUACAAGAUGAUACAACCACUGUUUUUUUCGAAGACGGAUCAUCUGCAAAGAAUCCAGAUUAUGUGAUUUAUGCAACUGGAUAUUUUUUUUCCUAUCCCUUUCUUCAGGAUUAUAAUUCAAAUUUAACACCUCAAGGAAAAAUCAUUAAAGGGCUUUAUCAACAUACUUUCUAUAUCAAAGAUCCUUCAUUAUCAUUUGUUGGGACACCAAUAGAUGGUAUGAGUUUUAGAGUUUUUGAAAUCCAAGCUAUACUUGUUGCAAGGUACUUGGCUGGUAAGAUCAAGCUACCGUCUGUGCAAGAACAAGAGCAAUGGCAUAAGGAGAGACUUGAAAAAUAUGGAAUUUCAAGAUUAUUUCAUACAACAGGUCAAGAUCCUGCCUUAAUAUAUAUUGAUAAUUUAAUCAAACUAGGUGGUGGUUACGACUCAAUUAAUGGUACAGGUAAACCUUUCCCUAAGUUUUCAGAAUUGGAUUUAGAAAUAUAUGAAGCCAACAAAAAACAAUUAACCGAGAGGUGGUCAUUGACAUAA